AUGUUGCGUUUUGUAACUCUAUUCGCUUGGGUCAGUUGUGCUUUGGCCGGUACACUACUCGAUGAAUUGGAAGGCCGCAUAGUUAAUGGCGUGGACACCACCAUUCAGGCUCAUCCUUAUCAGGUUUCAUUACAAACCAAUGCGGGUGGCCACUUCUGUGGUGGUUCUAUAAUCAGUGAAGAUAUUGUGGUAACUGCGGCUCAUUGUAUGCAAAAAUACAAAGCCAAUGAAUUUAAAGUACGUUUGGGUUCUACUGAAUACAAUAAAGGUGGUGAAUUGGUGGCUGUUAAAGCUUUCCGCAAUCAUGAAGGUUAUAAUCCCAAAACCAAGGAAUAUGAUGUUUCCGUUAUUAAACUAGCCACUCCGGUACGUGAAUCCUCUAAAAUACGUUAUGUAAAAUUAGCUAGCAAGGCCCCGGCUACCGGUACUACAGCUGUUGUUACCGGUUGGGGUUCUAAAUGUUUCCUAUUGUGCGUUACGGCUCCCAAGAUAUUGCAGGAAGUAGAAGUUGAUAUUGUGGAUGAGAAAGCCUGCGCUUCGAAACAAUAUAAAUAUGGUGAUCAAAUCAAGAAAACUAUGUUAUGUGCUUAUGCUUUAAAGAAAGACGCUUGUCAAGGUGAUUCUGGUGGCCCUUUGGUGGCUAACAAUGAAUUGGUUGGUAUUGUUUCGUGGGGAAAUGGUUGUGGUCGUGCUGGUUAUCCCGGUGUUUAUUGUGAUGUGGCUUCAGUACGCAGCUGGAUUGAGAAGACUUCUAAGGAAUUGUAAUAUUCUUAAUAACUUAAAUUUCUUAAUUAAUAUACGUUUUAGAAUUUCCAGUUUAUUUUUGAGAUAAGACUAGUUGCUUCUUUUACUAAAUAUAAAUAUUAUACAUGUCUUGU
This is a messenger RNA of Lucilia cuprina (Australian sheep blowfly), 878 nucleotides long. Its product is annotated as trypsin-like. Gene Ontology annotation, molecular function: serine-type endopeptidase activity. The transcript has a single exon. Lineage: Eukaryota; Metazoa; Arthropoda; Insecta; Diptera; Calliphoridae. Gene Ontology annotation, biological process: proteolysis. The record is from RefSeq and is a predicted model, not a curated record. The coding region runs from base 1 to 765 and encodes 254 amino acids.